Copidosoma floridanum is the source of this 1116-nucleotide messenger RNA. It is a transcript of the gene tll, whose product is annotated as nuclear receptor subfamily 2 group E member tailless. Gene Ontology annotation, biological process: regulation of DNA-templated transcription. Lineage: Eukaryota; Metazoa; Arthropoda; Insecta; Hymenoptera; Encyrtidae. Gene Ontology annotation, molecular function: DNA-binding transcription factor activity; zinc ion binding; sequence-specific DNA binding. The record is from RefSeq and is a predicted model, not a curated record.
CUGCUCGACGUGCCAUGCAAAGUUUGCAGGGACCACUCAUCCGGCAAGCACUACGGAAUAUACGCCUGUGAUGGCUGCGCAGGUUUCUUUAAGCGGUCAAUCAGGCGAAGCCGGCAGUACGCCUGCAAAACCAAGUCCGAGGGUGGCUGCAUAGUCGAUAAAACGCGCAGGAAUCAGUGCCGGGCUUGCCGCCUCGCCAAAUGCUUGCAGGUUGGCAUGAACAAAGACGCCGUUCAACACGAACGUGGCCCACGAAAUUCCACCUUGCGACGGCAAAUGGCCCUAUACUAUGGCUCCAAAGAGUCGGACAUUAUGCCGGUGGUAACUCCACCGAUGCAAGCGGCUUUAGAUCUCGUGCUGCCAAAAACUACGGGCAUAGAAACCGGCGUCUCCGUAACCACGCCAAUGAUCCAUCCAACUUUACCUGUCUACUCCACGAUGAAUCUUUACAAGCAUCCAAUAAGCACGCCGACAAUACUGUCGAUGCCACGUGUCCCGGUCACGAUAAACGACACGAUCUGCGAACAGGCGGCGCGGCUGCUUUUCAUGAACGUGACCUGGGCGCGAGACCUUAACAUGAACUCGGGCCUCUGCAUGGACGACCAGCUGACGGUACUUGAGGCCUCGUGGCGCGAGCUCUUCCUUCUAGCGGCGGCCCAGUGUGUGCCCACCCUCGACCCGUCACCCCUGUUGCCCGGGGGUCCCCAGUCCCUACCGCUGAGCAUUGAGGCGAGCCGCUUCCGCGAGACCCUCGUUGCCUUCCACAGCCUCAACCUCAACGCCCACGAGUACUCGUGUCUGCGUGCGGUCGUGCUCUACAAAGCCGGCUUGGACAGCGAAGUGCCGAGUAGCCGCAGCAGCAACGGAUCCAUAUCUCCCACGUGCUCCAAACUAAAGGAUGUUGCUACUGUUGUGAGGCUUAGGGAGUCCGCCCAGACAACCCUGGGCUCUAGCAUGGCUACCUCCAGCUUUGGGGCCAUGAGGUUCAGCAAGCUCAUUUUGAUGCUGCCGAUGCUUAAGAGUGUCUCAUCCCCGGCAAUCGAGGAGUUCUUCUUCAGACGGACCAUCGGCCUUACGCCCAUCGAGAAGAUCAUCUGUGACGUUUACACCAAAUGA